AUGUCUAAGUACGAUUACCGGAAGCCAUUGAUAAUUGCACUGGCAGGGGCAACGGUGCUGUCCGUAGCGUUUUACGCGUACACUUAUACCACCACCAAACCACAUGUUGAAUCGACCCAGUCGCCGACUCUACAUCGCAGCAAUGCUGUCCGCCGACCCCGACAUCGACGUCGCUGGCGCCCCGGAUUUGCACCUAGACCUCUCAAUUACGAUCCCGCCCAACGAGCUGUUGACAACCUGGGACACCGCAAUCAUACGGGUGAAGGGUAUGGAGAGUACCGCAAUAACUGGUUCUUCUCAGAAACUACGGAUACGGAAGGGAGUAAUUUGACUCUGCUGCCAUGCAAUCUACGGACUAUUUACGAACAUCUCAUGCGACAUUCUCCGGAGCCUCUGUCUGCAUACCAAGAAGACUGCUUGAGACUUCACGUCCACGGCAUCUUCACCCAAAACUUCCUGCGUGAAGAAUUUCCAGAAGGAUAUAUCAUAGGUGAAGAUGCCUACAUUGUCGCACAGAGCCUCGAGCUGCUAGGAGUGAAUGAAGAAAUCGUUCACGAAGUCCUCAAGGCUUUUGAUUCUGGCAAGUUCCAACUCACCGAAGAUUGGAAUCCUUUGGAGGCACCACCAAACGGUCCAAAUUAUGAUACGGUGCAGUCCGAGGAACAGGUUGAGGACAUGGCCCCACGAGAUGCUCUGCAGGCACUACGGAAUCCGGCAGGAGACGACGAUGUAGAAAGUGAAGUCUCUUUCGGCAACAACGAAGACGAUGCCGAGGGUAGUCAAAAUAUGCUUGACCUGCUGUAUCAUAUUGCCGGAGAGCAGGCACGGAGAGAGGGCUUCAUACACCGCGGUGUCGAGUGCAACAACUGCGGCACGCAUCCCAUACAGGGCAUCCGUUACCAUUGUGCGAAUUGCUUCGACUUCGACCUGUGCGAGAGCUGCGAAGCUGGUUCCGCCCAUACCAGCAGCCAUGUUUUCUUCAAAAUCCGUAUCCCUGCGCCGUCAAGAGGAGACAUCAAGCAAGUGAUGCCACCGUGGUACCCAGGAGACCCAAAUGCGUUUCCUACUUCCCUUCCCAAAAAUGUCUCGAAACCCCUCCUAGAGCAGACAAAGAUGGAUCGUACGGAGAUGGACGCACUCUACGAGCAGUUCAAGUGCCUCGCAGGACGCUUCUGGCCUGCGGACCCGACCGGACUCGGGUAUGCCAUCGACCGGAAAGGUUUUGAUUCCUACUUCAUUCCUUCUUCUGCCGAGAGGCCCUCCGCCGCGAAUCUAAUCUAUGAUCGUAUCUUUGCAUUCUAUGAUACUGACCAUAACGAGCUCAUCGGGUUCGAUGAAUACAUUCAAGGCCUAGCCCGCCUCCAGAAGAAGUCACGCUACGCUAGAUUGGAACGUAUUUUCGAGGGUUAUGACCUGGAUGCGGAUGGCUACGUGGACAGAAAGGAUUUUCUCCGAAUGUUUCGCGCAUAUUACGCCUUGAGCAAAGAGCUGAGUCGCGAAAUGUUCAACGCCCAAAAAGACUACGGCCUCAACGAGGAGGAAGAGCAUGAGGUGGUUCAUGGCAGCCGCCCGAUCAGUGCUGCUUUUGGUGGUAGCACUCUCAAUGGCCAUGCUUCGAGAGCCGGGCAAGACAAAGAGCGAAGACCAACCGGUGAUCUUGAGCUGGCCAACGGGUCCAGUGGUGUUCUUCAGCUUGAGAGUGGGAUGCAAGGGGAUCGUUUCCGUGCCAUCGGAAACCUUGCAAUUGGCAAUCGGACCAGAAGUCAUCCCUUUAGGUCCUUCAGGUCUAACCAGCCAGAAGAUGAGCCUGUCAUGUUGCUUCCAGGUGACGAAAACUUCAUCCGCUCUGGCAUGGAGGAUGUGGAUGAAACCUCUGAAGCGGAGCUUACUGGUCCAGACCCACCGUUACAGACUUACAGCUGGCCACCGCCCUUGACGCCGACCGUGGAAGACAUCAUCACAGCAUUAGGGCACGAAGUAGCACUAGAAGAAAUCACCGAUCCUAUCGACAGGACAAGAGUGAUCUAUGCCCAAUCUGAACGUCUUGAUGACGAAGCCGACCGCACAGAACAAGUUAGACGUGCGGAAGCUGUUCGAGAUCGAUGGCGACGCAGACAGUUCUAUUUAGAUGAGGAGGAAGGAAUGUCAAAGCCUCCUGGGUACGCUGAACCAGACAGCUCUGAUGAAGAAGGCCUACCGUCGGCCCUUAAGAAAAGCAGCGGCGAAGGCUCGGCAAGUCCCAGGAGACCAUCUGUUCGAUCUCGGUCGUCUUCCAAGGUGCGCUUCGAUGAUAGUGCCAUCGAUACAGACUACGAAACACGAUCGAACGCCUCCUCCAGGAGUAUUCCCGUCAAUGAGCGAUGGGGUGGUUAUGAGCUUGGGCAAGCUGAAGCAGACAUUGGCAAAGAUAUCCUCUAUCAGGCUGUGCAGCAAGGGUUCAACGAGCUGCUGGAUCCACUGUUCAAGGAGAAAGAAGAUGAAUGGUUGGAAGUUAUUCGCACAAGAGCGAAUCGCCAUGAAUUCAAAAAGGAGAGGGAUGAGUACAAGAAGGCGCUCUUGGCCGCUGAUGCACGAUUGGACGAGGCUCUGCAAGAGGCUGAUCAACUCCGAACGGAAGAGCUAUUCAAGGAGGCUACUGCGGCGAGACCUGAUGAGGACAAAAAUGACACAACGAGACCUGAAUCGAGCGUGGUGCCUGAGAUGCACACAACUGCUGUGCACGACCCUGAUGAUCAUAUAGAGUUGAUGUUUGGGAAUCGUUUACCGAAGCCACACCGCACGCCAAAUGACUCAGACCAGGAGUCUCGAUCGGAAGUGUCCUAUCACGACCCUACACUGCCACAAUUCCGGCCCAGCUUCGAGGGUCGGCAGUCUUCUCCCGCGGUGAAGCCAAGGAUUAAUCCUCUUGCCGGCGAUCCUGUUCGAGCAAGGGCACUGUACGACCUCUGGCGCCGGCAUGAUGAGAUCGAUGCUGAAGCAGAUGAGCGAGGCGGACCUGCAAAACUCAGCUUUGAAGAGUUGAGACGAAAGAUGGUUCCUGAGGAUGCCAUAGGCAAUGCCCUAGGUGCAAAGGGCAAGUCUACGGGCGAUGAGGACCCAGAAGGCUGGGAAAGUAGUGCUGAUCUUGGAAGACUGGCGUUCAUCGGCACAUGGUUGGAAAUGGCGAGUUUCUAG
Exophiala spinifera is the source of this 3174-nucleotide messenger RNA. RefSeq lists its product as uncharacterized. Bases 1 to 3174 code for a protein of 1057 amino acids. The transcript has a single exon. The record is from RefSeq and is a predicted model, not a curated record. Lineage: Eukaryota; Fungi; Ascomycota; Eurotiomycetes; Chaetothyriales; Herpotrichiellaceae. Gene Ontology annotation, cellular component: membrane; cytosol; intracellular membrane-bounded organelle. Gene Ontology annotation, molecular function: calcium ion binding; zinc ion binding.